CAAGUCGCAUGGAGUCCGGGUCUGAGCUGCGUAGACACUAAAGGCAAGUUUGAGCUCUACUAAACAGCGCACCGGACGGACGCAGCUGGCCGUCAUGGCCCGUGGCGGAUCAGGCGGCAGACACUUCGGCGAGUGCGUCCUCACCGUUCGGGCAGAGUGUGGAAGGGGGAAAGUGGGCUCUGCGAUCACCCUGCCGCCGCUUUCUUCAACGCGCUGCAGACGGUGUUGAGUUAAAGCGGAGGAGCUCCGUUGUGAAGCACAAAAAAAGUGGUGGACAGCGGUGCGGACGGACGCGCAGCCACAACCGGGGGGACCCAUGCAGGGAAAUAUGCUGUUCCGUAGACUCACCGGGUUCACGCUGCUGAUCGGAACCGACUCGCACCAGCGUUACCGAACGGACCUUUACGCACGGUCAUACAGCAGGACCGCAUGAAGGACAGAGGCUCAAAGAAAGGGGAAAAGUUGAACGCGGUAGCGGGGUGUGUAAUGGAUAAAGGCUCGCCAAAGGUCUCUGGAUCCAAAUGUCACCCCCCUUGGACUCUGCCCUGGUCGGGGACCAGCAGUGUGUGACAGACAGGGGAGUGGAGCCUGUGGUGGCUCUCAACUGCGUGGCUUCAAAUUGGCCCUGGCUGAGCUCUGCAUGGAGCAACUAGUGAAGAGUCCUGCUAUGGUCUGAUGUCUCAGCAUGGAUGGAGUCAGUCAGAGGACUGGCCACCACUAAUGAGACCAUCGCUCUUCAGCUGAGGACUAGCAUUUACAGGAUUACUCCCACGGUUUCCUGCUCUUUUCCCAGCUAACUGCAUCAUUACCAAACACUCCUAGUUGGACUUUUCGUGGGUCUGGUUUUUGGUGGAUAUAUACGUCAUUGCCUUUCUGAUUUACAUAUUUGGUUCAUUUUAUUCAAGUUAUUUUUUAUUGUGGGUUUCCCUUUUCCUGUUUUGUUUUUCCACUAUGGAGUUUCUGGCUGGACCCUGGAAUAAAGAUUGGGCUUCAUUCUUGCAAUUUUGGUUGACUGUCAUCCUAAGCCUCCAAAUGCAAUUCAGCCCGGGUGCCUCUUGCCCGGAAGAGUGUCGUUGUGACAACCAGUUUGUGUACUGCAAUGAACGCAGCCUGACAUCAGUGCCUCUGGGGAUACAGGAGGGUUUCAAGAUCCUAUACCUACACAACAACCAGAUAAACAAUGCUGGCUUCCCUGUGGAACUUCACAAUCUGGCCUCCGUAGAGACUGUGUAUCUCUACGGUAACCAACUGGACGAGUUCCCCGUCAAUCUGCCCAAAAACACCAGGGUCCUGCAUCUCCAGGAGAACAAUAUCCAAACGAUCUCCAGGGCAGCCCUGGCCCAGCUGACUCGACUAGAGGAGCUGCACCUUGAUGAUAACUCCAUCUCCACAGUGGGGGUGGAAGAAGGGGCCUUUAGGGAGGCAGUAAGCCUCAAACUCCUCUUCCUCACCAAGAACCACUUAAGCAGCGUUCCCAUUGGCCUUCCUGAAGACCUGAAAGAGCUGCGGUUGGACGAGAACCGCAUUGCUGUCAUUGCAGAGGAGGCCUUUCAGAAUGUGACUCGUCUUCAGCGCCUCCUGCUGGAUGGGAACCUGCUGACGGACGAGGGCAUUGCGCCAGGAACCUUCCAUGAGCUGGUUAACCUCCGUGAGCUGGCCCUGGCCCGCAACUCGCUCACCUUCCCCCCUCCCCUCCUACCCAGCCAGUCACUGGUCAAACUCAGCCUGCAGGAGAACCAGAUCAACCAGAUCCCUGUGGCAGCCUUCGCUCUCCUAAAUAGGCUUGAAAAACUGGAUAUCUCCAGCAACCAGCUUCAGACUCUUACACAGGGUGUGUUUGAUGGCCUGUCAAGCCUAAAACAUCUCAUGGUGCGAAAUAACCCCUGGCGUUGUGACUGUUCUGUGAAAUGGGUGGUGGUGUGGCUGAAGUCUUUGCCUUCCACCAUCAACGCCCGGGGGUUUGUGUGCCUGAGUCCAGACAACGUGCGUGGCAUGGCAAUCAGAGAGCUCACCCUGGAUAUUAUAGAGUGCCCAGUUGAUGCUGACCAACCUCCCUGGCCCACCCUCCGCUCCACACCCCCUCCCCCACCCACAACCACCCCUGUUACCACCAUGAUCUCCACCCUCAUCACCACAUCCAUCCCUUACUACUUUGACUCACCCUCCCCUCCCUUACCUCCGAUCCAUAACAACCCCUCUGGGGCCCUGCCUCCUUAUGAGGAUCCCCUUCAGAUCUCCUUCCAUGUGGUCAACUCCACCAGUAUCGAAGUGAGCUGGGCUUCCUAUUUCACCGUCACAGCCUACAAGGUCACGUGGGUCAAAAGGGGCCAAAGCCAAAUAAACGAGGGAAUGCGGGAGAGGACGGUGAGCGGGGAGCGGCGGCAAAUUAGUCUCACCAACCUGGAGCCUCGGUCUGUGUAUCGGAUCUGCGUGCAUGUGCUGGACACCCUUAACUCCUACAGGCCUGGAGAGGAUACUAUAUGCUCUGAGGCCAGGACCAAGCCUGCCAUGUCUACUAAGCCUCCCGGUAGAGAGCAAGCUCCACAGGAAAGCAUCAACUCCACGCUGCUAAUGGCUGGGAUCAUAGGCGGGGCGGUGCUUAUCAUCCUGGUAACACUGCUCAGCCUGUUCUGCUGGCACAUGCACAGAAAGAGCCGGUCAUCUUCGACCAAGUGGAAAUACAACCGGGGCAGGAGAAAAGACGACUACUGCGAGGCUGGAACCAAGAAGGAUAACUCCAUUCUGGAGAUGACUGAGACCAGUUUCCAGAUAGUGGCGCUGAACAAUGAGCAGCUGCUCAAGGGAGAUUUCCGCAUUCAGCCCAUCUACACACCCAAUGGGGGCAUUGGAUUUAGAGACUGUCACCUGAGUAACAACAGCAUAGCCUACUGCAAGAGCAGCAACGUGCCCAGUACAGAGUUCUGCCACACGUGAUGCCGCAGCAAAUAGUACAGCGACAUUCACACAUGCGCACACAUACCAGAAACACUUAACAAUACACGCAUAAAUAUACACACAUACACCAUUUGUGUAGACAACAAAAAACAUAAAAAUUCUAGUGAAAUAUAACUGUACUAUAUAUAUUUCCAAGUUCUGUCUACGAUGUAAUUUAUACUGUGGAUAAUAAUGUGGGAUUCUCUGCUAUCUUUUUUAUUCUUAGAAAAAGAGAUACAAGUGUUUCUUUUUUUAUAACCAGCAGGGUUUUGAAAGUUGUUUUAAUGGUCAGUACUGUACAUGAACAUGGAUUUGUACAAUCACGGCACCCUGGGUGUAGCUUCUGACGAACGCUGUCUGCCUUGGAAAUGUUGGGGGGCUUAGAGGGCUGGGAUCCUUUGCUAACCACAGAAGCAAAACAUGGCCUUUUUGUGCUUUGAAACACUGCACACCCUCCCCAGUACAACAGAACAGUGGUAAAGACAACACAGCAUAGAGGAAAUCCAAACACUGCUGAUUAGAGCGCUGUGGAAAUAUAGCACCGGUUCACCGGUGGCAUGUUGUAAAAAAAGAAUUGAAGUGCACUUUCUUAUUAAUGGAAGCAAGGCAGGAAAUGAGCAGAGGCUGUGAUCCCAUGUACAUGGUUGUGUAGGGAGAAUGUCAUCAGUGCUGUUGAAAAGCCUGGACUGAGAUUUCCUAAAAGUGCCUUAACACUAAAAGCAUCUUUGUGCUGUUGGUUCACAGUAGAACAAAGGUGGGCUUAGUCAGGAGACACUUUUUUGGAAAACUCUGAAAAGGGACGUGUCAUUUUCAGCACAUCUGUUAGGUUUUUUUUUGUGUGAGGAGGUGCAAAACAUGAGUUUAAAAAGCAACAAAGGAUAAUUGUCCCUAAUGAGGUGCAUGGGUGUGCUGAGCCUCGCAGAUCCUUUUUGAAGAAAUUCCCUAAUUUGUUCUGCUUCUUUUUUCCCCGGUUUUGGCAAGUGAGACCACAAGGGGGCAGUUUCCCUCAGCAUCGUAUGUGGGAUAGAGGAACAGAGGGCAAGACAGACAGACAAACAGACAGACAGACAGACAGAAAGAACAAAAAAGCUGCAUAGAUCACUUUACCUCCGCCAUUCCCCCGGAGUCCAUUACUCAGACGACAUUACUCAUGCUCAAACAGCACUGUUUGGAGUAUUAUUGCUCAUCGAGCUACUUAAUGAUGUGGAAUCAUUUAAAACUAACAAUGUUUUCUGUGUUUGGUGGCUAAAUGAUAUGGAUUUUCACCGCUGUGGUCUAUCAUGGGGGGACGACCUCGGUUCCUCCCUGUGUGUGUGUGUGUGUGUGUGUGUGUGUGUGUGUGUGUGUGUGUGUGUGUGUGCGCGUGUGCGUGUGUGUAGAGAGCGUGAUGAAUUUGGAGAAAAGCACACACAUGACCCUAAUUAUACACCCACUUAUUUCAACCCUGUCCCAGCGUUCAUUAGGCUUUUUGAUAAAUUAGGAAAUUACAACAAUAAGAUCACACUCCGCCCAUGAUCCUCACAAUGUUGUGACUGAGCAGCUCAUCUAGCGUCUCAUCAUUUACCCCUUUUGUGCGCACUUAUGAGACUGUCUUCUUCAUUUAUGGUUUGCUCACCUGAACAAUGCACCUGCUCACUCCACAACAUUAGUUUCCGCAAGAAUGAUUCUCACCCAGACUAAUCUAAUUUUCUGUCCCUCGCUCCUUCGUCUGUCUCGCUGGCAUUUUGUCUCCCUGUCUGUCGCUACACCUCUGAUCCUUGCAUGGGCUCAAUUAAAACAGUUUUCCUGCCCUCCAGGAGCCCAGGCUGUGGUGGCAGCUCUUUGCAUGUGAGGUGCCAGUGAGAGGUCUUCAUUAUGCACUUGUUAAAGGAGACUUUAUUUGAUUUGACAAGAUUUUAUUUUGAGGGGCCAAGCUUAAAGAAUUCCCACCGCCGCCCUUUCCCCCUUUCUUCAUAAUCCUCAACCAAAAAAGGGAGAAAAAUAUGUAGACCUUAUUUUCACUUGGCUGCGUGGAGCUCACGCUGGGAGAGAGUGUGUUAACUCUUUGUGAGGCGCACAUAUUUACAGCUACUCUACAACACAAACUGGACCGAACGUUUAAAGUCAAAUUGUUUUUUAAGGGCUUGUACUAGAGUUAUUCCGGUUUCGCGAGAUUAUCUCUGAGAGGAUUUGCCUCAGCUGAUGGAAGAUCUCAAAGUAGGCACAGUUACUGUAAUUCCAGCAAUAGCUCACAUCACGAUCACACUGUCGACUACUUAAAUUUACCACCAGUUAAGCUAAGCUAACUGGCGUUAGCUUCAUUACCAUAAAGAGUGGUAUCAAUCUCGCAUAGCAACAAAAUGUAUUAAUUGAAAUGAUCUCGACUCCCUGGCAGAUGAAGUAAACUUAAAGUAAAAUAAGAUUUUAAGACUCAGUACUUCAAUACAUGCCUUGUUUAGAUCAAGAUUUUUGAAUGCUGGGUUUCUUAUUACCAAGAUCUUCUGUGGUUAUCAAAGCAUCUCCACUUUUUAUUUUAACCUUUUUCUACUAAUAUCCACGGCGGACCAUAAACACUUGAACAUUUUCAUCAGAUAUUGUUUCGAUUACUCUUUGUUAUAGAUGGAAGUCCUAUUUUAAGUCACAUGCCGAUCAAACGAGGGGGAGGUCAAACUGUUGCAACAUAUAGUAUCUCCCCUGUCUGUGAAUGUGUAACAGAGGAGAGAUAUUUGCCUUACCUUUCAUGCAGGACUGAAUGAUUAGCUAGAGAGAGAGAAAGAGAGAGAGUAAAGUGGGAGGAAAAAAGAAAGUGAGAGAAGAAAAGAUUAGACAUAAAAAGACGGCAACUAGAAUGCUGAGCAGAAAGCACAUUUCUCCAACAGAUCGCAGCCACGGUGGCAACAGCAACAGUUUAGAACAACACUAAGCGUGACACACACUAGCUAAGGAGAGACUGUUCAUCCAUAGUGCCAGACCUUAAGUGGUGCAUGGCUAAUGCUUCAGCCACACGGGGAAGGAGCUUUGGUGGAUGUUUUGCAGCGUACAUUACUCUUAAUGUUCUACUUGCUUGAUGAAAGAACGCAACUGCAGUGCCGUGACCAAUGGAAUUACACAAAACGCAUUACGGACUGCUAGGGUUGCAUUAUUACUGUGUCAGGGUGCCGAGAAGUAAUUUCCCUUAAAGCUCAUUGAAUUACGUUGAAAUAAUUAUGUUUAAUCUCGGAGAGGUCAAAUCAGACAAAACACAGGAGUGGUUGAAACAGAAUACAUUUAAAGUCAUCUUUUCUUCCUGUAGGCUGCAAAUAUAUUAGCCAGUGACAUUCAUUCAAGGAUUUUUGCAUGUACUGUAUUUAGCUUCAUAGCCUUUCAUUUUUGUCAUACCAGGGUUUGGAUUGUCAAGUAUUUCUUCAAGCAAUCAGCCAGGUGGCGGUUGAGGUACAGUAUGAGCAAGGACACAGAAUGGUUCUCAUGUGGUUUAAAGAAAGAAGGCGGGAAAUUUACAGUGCAUGUAAAACGGUUAUGAUGGGAUGCUUCUCACCAAGACGCUGCAGUGUUAUGUUGGCCAUCCACACUAAGUUUUCUUAGGAACCAAAGUUAAAUUUCUGUUCUCAUGAUGAAAUAUUGAUGUUGUUCCAUGUAUGUGCCUUGAGGUUGAACUUACAAUGUAAAGUCCUUGAAACCUUUAAAUGUUUUUGCACAAACUGUAAAUACUUAAGUGAAGCUUUUUGAAAAUAAAAGAGCCAUUGGAUUUGA
This is a messenger RNA of Micropterus dolomieu (smallmouth bass), 6663 nucleotides long. RefSeq names its product fibronectin leucine rich transmembrane protein 2 (gene flrt2). The record is from RefSeq and is a predicted model, not a curated record. NCBI's taxonomy places the organism in Eukaryota, Metazoa, Chordata, Actinopteri, Centrarchiformes, Centrarchidae. Gene Ontology annotation, molecular function: protein binding. The transcript has 2 exons. The coding region runs from base 952 to 2934 and encodes 660 amino acids.